Molecule: messenger RNA, 1110 nt
Organism: Vicia faba (fava bean)
Lineage: Eukaryota; Viridiplantae; Streptophyta; Magnoliopsida; Fabales; Fabaceae
Source: the annotation of a GenBank genome assembly
AUGGAAGACAAGAUAAGCACGUUGCCGGAUGAAAUCCUGAGUCACAUUCUCUCUUUUCUUCCAACCGAAGAUGCUUUCACCACUACUCUUCUUUCUAAAAGGUGGGAGCCAAUUUGGCUCUUAGUCCCCAAUCUCGACUUGGAUGAUCAGAGAUUUAUGAAUAGAGGAAAACCUUAUUAUCUCUUCAUGAAUAUGGUGUACUGUGUUAUUUAUGCAAAAAUUAAUCGUAGCAAACUCAUCAAAACAUUUCACCUGAAAUGUCAUGAAAAUUCUAUAUUGGAAAACGUUGUUGUCAAGUGGUUAACAGACGCUGAAAAAUGUGGAAUGGAACACCUUGAAUUCCAAGGAUCUGAUAGGCUGAAUUUUUACAGUUUUAUAUUUGCUUUUAGUAAUCUCGUUGUUCUCAAGUUGAAAGCAACACGUGUGAAUUAUUUUUUGCCGGUUGAGUUACCUAAACUUAAAACCUUACAUCUGAAUGAUGUUUUUAUUUCCGAACACUGGUAUCUUCGUGAACUUGUUAAUUCUUGUCCAAUUCUGGAAGAUUUUGAAGCUAAAGAUAUAUCUGCGAGGUACUGGUUAGAGGAGUAUGAUGGAAAGUUUAAAAGGUUAACCAAUUUGGUUAGGGCAGAUAUAUCUAACUUGAAUAGCUGUGAUGUUCCUCUUGAUGCCUUUUCUAAUGUCGAAUUUCUCCGGAUGGAAAAGAUGUAUGGCCAUGUUCCUGUGUUUCCUAAUCUAACUCAUGUGGAGCUUGUCUUCCAAAGAAAUGUUGAUUGGUGUUGGGUAUUUGGGGUGCUGGAGAAAUUCCCCAAACUUCAAACUCUUGUCCUUGAAAUGCCUCAACUUUUAACAUCAGUUAAAUAUUUCAUCUCAAUCUUGAGUAUUUCUCCCCAAGGUCUCUUUUCACAGCUCAAAGAGUGCAACAUUAUAAAUUAUAGAGGACAUAAAUAUGAGCUAAUGUUUGCACAAUACAUCAUUCUGAAUUCGGCAAACCUACGGAGAAUGACAAUAUGCAGUCCCUCUUCCAUGGAUCCCGAAGAGAAGCUUGCAUUGCAAAUGGAAUUGCUUUCCUUCCCAAAGAGCUCUGCCUUGUGCCAGAUCUAUUUUAAAUGA